Molecule: messenger RNA, 4116 nt
Organism: Topomyia yanbarensis
Lineage: Eukaryota; Metazoa; Arthropoda; Insecta; Diptera; Culicidae
Exons: 1
Coding region: 1-4116 (1371 amino acids)
Molecular function (GO): zinc ion binding; nucleic acid binding
Source: RefSeq, a predicted model, not a curated record
AUGCCGGUGGUACAGUCACAGCAAAAUAACGAAAACGAGAGCGUUGACCAACAGCACCAAGAGCUCGCAUCCGUUGCCAGUUCAACCGAAUCAUUUCACGGAUUUGACGAGUGGGAAGCAAGAAUGGAUGAAUUAUCGAAGAAAGAAUAUGAGAAGGCAAUUCGGCAGCGCAAUCAAGUGAAAAUGAAGUUAGUGAGGAUUAAACGCACACUGGUCAGCAAUCAAUCCAUUGGUUUAGCGCAACUUAAUGUGCUUUCCAAGGGCCUGUCGUCUACAUAUACCGAAUACAGCCAACUUCACACUAAAAUAGUGGGACUGGUACCGGAUGAAGCACUCGAGGAACAAGAACUAGAGUACGCGGAUUACGAAAAUCUACACUAUGGUGUAUCCAAUGUGAUCGAAGAGCUAAUAUUGGCGGCAAAAGCUGCUGACAUCCCGCUUCCUCCAGACAGUCCUACCGCUCCACAAGUGGUCAUUCAACAACAGCCCUUAAAAGCACCGAUUCCAACGUUCGAUGGAAAUUACGCCGCAUGGCCCAAGUUUAAGGCCAUAUUCCAAGAUCUGAUGGCUAAUUCGGGGGAUAGUGAUGCUAUCAAACUCUAUCACCUCGAUAAAGCGCUGCUAGGUGAAGCAGCUGGCGUGCUGGAUACCAAGGUUCUAAGUGAGGGUGACUACGACCACGCUUGGGAUAUUUUGACGGACCGCUACGAGAACCAACGAGUUAUCGUGGAAUCCCAUAUCUGUGGUUUGUUGACACUGAAGAAGAUGACAGCAGAAUCCCAUAAAGAACUACGAGCACUUCUGAGUGAAGCAACCCGCCACGUCGAAAGCCUCCGCUACCUCGAACAGGAAAUGACUGGUGUUUCGGAACACAUGAUUGUGUAUUUGAUUAUCUCAGCGCUUGACAAAUCAACUAGAAAAUCCUGGGAAGGAACCCAAAAGAAAGGUCAACUUCCCAAGUAUAUACAGACCAUCGAAUUUCUAAAGUCCAGGUGCCAGAUCUUGGAAAACUGUGAUGCAGCCUUCCAUACAGUUAACCCUACAGGGCAGAAGCCAAAACAGUUCCAGCAACUUCCGAAGAAUGUUCCACAGAAGAGUCAUACAGUUUCUACCAAUAUGACGCAAGCAUGCGAAAUUUGUGGUGGCGCUCAUCGAAAUAUCCAGUGUACAGCAUUAAACAAUCUGAACCUUUCCCAGAAGAACGAAAGAAUUAGAGCCGCAGGUGUUUGCUUUAACUGCUUGCGUAAAGGGCACCGCUGCAGAGAUUGUCCCUCUGAUAAGUCGUGCCGCAAGUGCCAUCGUCGACAUCAUACGCUGCUCCACGACGAUGGGGCACCUAGCCAAGAUACGAAAACGAAUGUAACCCCUCCCGCGGAGUCAGUGACAAAUCCACCAGCGAUGUUGGCUGCUCCGAUUCUACCCAUGAUGGAGCAGAAGAAUACUCCCACCGUGGACCCACCUGUGUCCACCAUCUGCUCGUCUAACUUCGCCCAGUCGAUAAAGACGGUACUGUUGCUUACCGCAGUGGUGCAUGUAUUCGAUAAGAAGAACCGACGCUUUACAUGCCGCGUCCUAUUGGACAGUGGUUCCCAGGUGAAUUUUGUGACAGAAGAGUUAACCAAUCGCCUGGCCUUGCCGAAAAAACCUGCGAAUGUUCCGAUUACUGGUGUCAACGCCUUGCGCACCCUCGCGCGUAGCAAGGUUACACUGAAGAUUCAGUCCCGAGUAUCUAAUUUUAACGCCAGUCUCGAGUGCCUGGUAACGCCGAAGGUGACAGGUACGAUCCCAUCGUCUAAGAUCAACAUCGAACAUUGGGACCUCCCCUGUGGAGUGGUUCUAGCUGAUCCCGAAUUCCACACGCCAGAUAAGGUGGACUUACUGAUCGGUGCAGAGCUAUUCUUUGACAUAUUGAAGCCGAGUCAGCUCAAUCUGGCGGAUGACCUUCCGCUGUUGCGAGAUACACAUUUUGGAUGGAUCGUGUCUGGUGUUGUCAUCGAACCCCAAAAUGUCAACGUGUCUAUUCAACAAGCCAACCAUGCCACCAUUGACGACAUUCAGCGGAUGAUGCACCAGUUCUGGCAAAUCGAAGAAGUGCCGGACGUCCCCAAACUUUCGACUGAAGAGUUAGCAUGCGAAGCACAUUUUCUUUCCACAUACGAACGAGAUGUUAGCGGAAGAUUCAUCGUUAAGCUACCGUUUAAGGAAAACUUCAACCAACUGAACGAUUGCCGCACUCUAGCUCUUAAGAGAUUUUUGAUGCUAGAAAAGCGACUCAUCCGCAACCCAGAACUACAAGAGCAGUAUGUGGAGUUCCUACAGGAGUAUGAAACCCUUGGACACUGCCACGAGGUCUUUGAAUCCGACGAUCCACCGAACCAACUUGCAUACUACAUGCCCCACCACGCGGUGCUGCGACCGUUAAGCUCGAGUACGAAAUGUCGAGUCGUAUUCGACGCUAGUGCAAAAUCAUCUCUAACCGAGCUGUCCCUAAACGAAGUGCUACAAGUUGGGCCCGUAGUACAAAAUGAUUUGUAUUUCAUCGUUCUGCGCUUCAGAAAAUUUAAAAUAGCGUUUUCUGGAGACGUAUCUAAAAUGUACCGCCAAGUACUUCACGCGAAGCAAGAUCGACGAUUCCUGCGAAUUUUUUGGAGACCUCAUCCAUCACAACCGCUACGGGUUCUGGAAUUGUGUACCGUCACCUAUGGUACUGCAUCGGCACCUUUCCUAGCGACGAGGUGUUUGGUGCAACUGGUAAAAGAAGACGGCGAUGCCUUUCCAAUUGCCGCUCGUAUAGUGAAAGAAGAAACGUAUAUGGACGAUGUACUAUCCGGAGCCGAUUCGGUGGAGGAGGCCAUCGAGGCUCAGCGGCAGCUGAAACAGCUCCUUGAAAAGGGAGGGUUCCCCAUCCAUAAGUGGUGCUCGAAUUCACAACAAUUUCUCGAGCAGAUUCCAGCGGAAGACCGCGAGAAAAAGAUGCCAAUGGAAGAGCUAGGAGUGAACGAAGCUAUUAAGGUGCUCGGUUUGUUUUGGGACCCGAGUGCUGAUAUGCUUUCCAUAGCCAACCAUCCGAAGUCGUCCGCUCCAGCCGACAAACGAGUCACUAAGCGAGUGAUAUAUUCGGAAAUUGCGAAAUUCUUCGACCCUCUUGGGCUUGUUUCACCAGUAAUCGUAUUGGCGAAGCUCUUGGCUCAGCGAUUGUGGCAACUCAAGUCUGGCUGGGAUGAUCCGGUCGACGAAAUGACAGCACAAAGGUGGCAAGAACUGCAAACAUCACUAUCCCAUUUGCAUCAAAUCGCUAUCCCAAGAUGUGUAACAUUCGGCGGAGUAAUUGCGUUUGAACUGCACGGUUUCUCCGAUUCCUCAACGGUGGCAUACGGAGCCUGCGUCUACUUGAGAAGCCUGUUUGCUGAUGGCUCAGUAAAGCUACGACUACUCACCAGCAAAUCGAAACUGGCUCCUCUGCAUGACCUUUCCAUCCCUCGCAAAGAGUUAUGUGCUGCUCUCCUACUCACCCGGUUGCUAGAAAGGGUUCUACCUGCCCUGGACAUGACGUUCCGGGAAAUUGUAUUGUGGUGCGACAGUACGAUUGUCCUGGCUUGGAUAAGAAAGCCACUUAAUCAGUUAGAGUUGUUCGUGCGAAACCGAAUCGCUGUGAUCCAAAAGCAUACGAGUGAUUACAGAUGGGAGUAUAUCCGAUCUCUGCAAAACCCAGCCGACAUUGUUUCCCGCGGGCAGCUACCGGAAGUGCUAAAAAACAGUUACCUCUGGUGGAACGGUCCUGAAUUUCUCCAAACGCUGGACUACGAGUUCGAUUCCCCUGAGGUCGUCCCUGAUGAUCAAUUGCCAGAGCUCAAGGGAAUAAUAGUUACCACAGCUUUAAGUAUUGAACCGUUUCCAUUCUUCUCCAGAUUCAGUAGUUUUCGUACAAUUCAACACAUCAUGGGUUACGUAGUACGAUUCGCCGAAAAUUGCCGGAAACGUCCGCCCCAACGUCAAACAAGUCGACAUUUGACCAUCUGCGAGUUGCGUCGUUCAACAGAAAUCAUCAUACACGUUAUUCAACACAUUCAUUUGGCGGACGAGAUUAAUCGAGUAAUUGCAAAAAAAAACAUGUAA